GAAUCAUCAGAGGAAGCCAGUAAUAAAAUCAAACAAGUGUACAUAGUAGUGUAGACCAGUAUUACAGACUAGAAGGGGACGUCGAGAGGGGGAUUCUGAAAAACAACGGGGACAAUACAAUACGAAAAUCUGCCACCACACCCAGCAACUCCGCCAUGUCGACCGGCACGGGGUUGUCUGGCACUCCGGCCUUUUCGGCGUCGCCGGGGCCAUAUUCUUCCCUCGAAAGCAACAAUGAUAGUGGACGAAGCCGAAUGAACUGGGAACCCGUACGGAGUCGUUUGACAGGCAACGAUCUAGACGAUGCUCUGAAAGCCGCCAGAGAACUCCGGGAAGGAAUCGAAAUCGUCCACACGGUGGAAUUCCCUCUCAUGCUGUCGGCCUUGCUUCCGGCCUUUUCGACGAUCCUGGCUACCAACCCCAACCAACAAACCAGCGCAAAGGAGUCCAUGAAAGGCAACAACAGCAUCAACCCCGCGGCAAAACGAGCAGCGGGAAUCCCCUCUGCGAAAAAGGAACCAUCGCCCGGACCAGCCGCCGAAGCAAAGCGCCCCGAUGAAACGACGCCCUCGUCGCCGCCGAAGCAGCACGACAUCGAAUUCCAGCGGCGGCAACAGCACCGCCACUACCAACUGCGGAACACGAUUCUGGAAAUCAUCAGCCGGAUGCCCAGCAACGAGGUCCUCCGGCCCCACGCACCCCACUUGGUGGCGGUUGCCCUCGACGUGCUCAUCCACCGCCGGGACUACGAAGAAAACGCGCUGCUGGCGUCCCGGAUCAUCUUCGAUUUGUACAAGGCGUACAAAAGCCUGCCACAGGACUACAUCCAGCCAGCUUUGGAUUUUGUGGUCUCGGCCUACAAGGCCCUUCCGUUGGCGGUAAGUUUCGAUGGAACUAAUACGCAGCGACAAUCGUUUGAUCGUCUGUGUAUGAUUCAAGAGUUGCGGAUCAAACGCGAUGUAGCUUCCGACGAGAGAAUACAUUGCUGGAGCGAAGAUCUAUUUGAACGUAUUGCGGUUCGGUUGCAUUAAUCGUAGUGAAUCGUCGUACCCUUGCCGUGCUGUUCACCAACCAAAUACAUUGUAUCCCUGGAUAUUUUUGUCUCGUUCUAAUUUGCGAUGUACAGGUUCAACGAAGCUUCUCGUUCGAGGUGCUCUCCGCUACCAGCUCUAACAUGGACUCAAAAGUCCCCACGGCGGUCAUUGCCACUCCUCCGGGGGACAAGAAACGCAAGUCGCCCCCGGGAGCUCUUUCCGGUUCACAAAACCCACAAAAAAGCAUCAAACAGACGGAUUCGACAACGAUGGACACGACAGACUCGAACGCAAGAAUCCAACCCACCGGAGCCCGCCCAUUGAUGAUGGAAUCGGCGAGUGUUACCGACACCAGGAUGGCAAUAUCGUCUUUUCAUGAGGUUUCUCUGUCUCCGCGAUCCAAUUCGUCGUUCAGGGUCCUCACCGAAUGGCCACUGAUCGUCAUGCUAAUGUUUCAGUUGUAUCCCAAGUUUUUGAAGGCAAACAUCCCAAUCCUAAUCAAAGUGAUGACCGAGGCUCUUGGGCUCCGCGCACCAUCUAUUGAAUUGAUUGAACAACAACAAAAACAGUUGCAGCAACUCACAUCCGCCGGUGCUAGUUCUGAGCAGCAACCACAAUCGGGCCUGGGGGAAACUGCUAGGCGCCUCUACUCCUCUAAGAGCAGGGAAUUGGUUGCGGCCCAGGCCAAGACGCUUUCUUUUCUCACGUUUCUCCUCCGGCGUUUUGUCAACGAGUUGAAACCAUACGAGGAUCGCUUGGCCAGCAACGUGGUUGCUAUCAUGUCGAUUUGCCCGAGAGAGCUGCUCAGCACCCGGAAGGAGCUCCUGGUAGGCACCCGCUACUUGCUGCACAGCGAUCACUUCAAGAACGGCUUCUUUCGCCACGUUGAUUCUCUCCUCGAUGAAAAGAUUUUAAUCGGUUGGUCGUCGAAGCACCAGCACCGCCACCGCUACCUCUGUGACCACAACUCGGAGCAAACGGUCCUGAGACCUCUUGGCUACGCCGUUCUGUCCGAGCUAGUGCACAACGCUCGCAACACAAAGGUGCUCAGCUUGAUGCAAAUAUCCAAGAUCGUAACCAUAUUUUCUCGGGUGCUCCACGAUUCCACCCUCCCGAUGUCCACGCAGUAUACCGGUGUCAAAACGCUGCUGAGUGUCCUCGAUCGCAUAUAUUCCAAUACCGAUCGGAAUCCGCAGCUGGGUCGGGAUCUAUUGGUACGGAUUUUGCGGACCUUCAUGGAGAAACUGUCUAGUCUUCGCAAUGCGAGCGAUACAGAGGCCAAAGCUACAGCUAGCAGUAGUAACAAGGACCCUGGGAGUGAUGAAUCACAAUAUUCACCGGGACGUAACGAGACGGGUUCUGGCGGCAAAAAGACGAGCAGCGAAAGUGCGAAUGACGAGCAUAACAGAGAGCAUUCCUAUUCCACGGAACCGAAAAAUGAGCCACUUAAAGACAAAAAAUCCAUGGUACGAAUCAUCGUUGUUGGGUCGAAGACUCUUAUUUGGUAUAUAAACAACUAUCGGAAGCAACGAGAAAAGGAACGAAUCGAAAACAGGCACCCACCCGCUGGGGUCAACAACGAAGAAGUUUACUCUGGUUUGUCAAAGAUCACACAUUCGGAGCAUGCCCUGAUCGACCAGUACAUUGUUUUAGGGUUUCCAUGUAUAAAAAUUCUCAAAGAAUCAAACCAAGGCGAAUCGGGGUCAAGAACUGGUGCCCUUGCAGCGACCGGAGAGAGACAAGCUACGGAACAGUUCAGAGACACCCUAACAUACUUUGCAGCAGCCUUUACCACUCUGGAUGGACAUGAUUUGAGACGAACAAUGGGGAGACGACUGGAUGUGCUAGUGGAGGCCGUAAAGGACGAUCCCACUGCGAUCAUUGUUCCUAGACAUUUGCUGAGCGCCAACGCCACAACAAGUUUUGAAUUCUGUAGCAUGAUGCUGAAUUUCUUGGUCGAGCGAAUGGACAACCUUGUUCUCGAAAAAAACGAGAAUAUUUGCUUUCUCUCAGUUCCGUCCGAGAACGAAACCGAUCGAUUGCAUGUUUUCGAAGAGUUAAUGAAAGAAAAAGCCAAGAUCAAAAGAGAAGACAUGGAAAAAACCUCAAACUCCUACCUCCAGCUCUUUGAGCGCAUUCUGAAGUCGUUGUCCUCUUAUCCCGAGAACGAGCGCGCGUUGCGCCCAUACCUGAAAGAAAUCGUCUCAACAUGCUUACGCUCCUCUCUAGAAAAGACAGACGUCAAGGCCGACAACUAUUGCAUGCUGCUGCGUUAUGUGUUCAGGUCGAUUUCCGCUGGAAAAUUUGAGGACUCGUACCGUGAACUUUUGCCCUUGAUUCCAGCUGUCUUGAAUGGGUUGUUCCGAGUCUUGUUGAGCACCGAGGAUAUCACCCUCCGGCAUACCUUGAUUGAGCUUGUUCUGACGAUCCCAGCAAGGUUGUCCUCUCUCUUACCUCACAUGAAUUUGCUUUUGAGGAUAAUUAUCUUAGCCUUGAAAUCCAACUCGGACGAUUUGGUGAAUCUUGGGUGCGUCACUUACUGCUUCACUCAACGUAAUGUUUGAAAUCUUUGUCAUAUUUUCUAACAGUCCUGCAUUCAUAUUUCUUCAAAUCUUCGCAGAUUACGAACACUGGAAUUUUGGGUCGAUAACUUAAAUCCUGAGUUUUUAUUCCCGGAACUCUCAAAGCAAAAAGCGGUUUUCGUUUCAUUAAUGAAAGCGUUAUCUAUACAUCUGAGACCGGCUCCGUAUCCGUAUGGAUUGCUAACUCUUCGUCUUUUGGGAAAGCUUGGAGGGAAGAAUAGACGAGUCUUGCGCGAACCAAUAGACAUCAUAGACUCAAAGGCUAUUAUGGAAAACUCGGUAGGAAAAUUAAGUUUGGGAUUCACUUGGUCUGCCAAUACGAGUCAAAUGGGCGAGGAAUCUAAUGGAACAGAAGGGCUUUCGAGUGAAUCAGUCUUCGAAAUUCAUUUACCUAUUAAGAGGUGUCUUGAACUUUUGAAACGAGUGUCUACUGUCAAUUUGUUUGGGUCGGAGGUAGCAUUGCCAGGGGAGGGAAGUUCUCUGGUAAAAAUAGAAGAGAAUUCUGAUGACGAAGGGCUGGAACAGCAGGGUAUCACAGUAUUAUUAUCAACAGACGUUUGUGAUAUUGACCUCCUUCGUUAUUGUAAGGCCGUCACUGAGAAAACAACGAUGAGCCAAGUGAAGGCCGCAAUCCAAGUGCUUAAGAGCUCUCUAACGAGAAUAAUUGACGUACCGAAUAGUAGCCUCAAAAAUAUUCAUAUGACGGGAGCAGGUAACUUAGACAACACUGAGGGUCAUACUGAAGGGGGCAUUUUUGAUAUGCAAGCCAUUGCUACUCGUUUGGCGAAUUACAACAAUGAAUUCCACACUAUUGUCAUGGGUUUAAUGUUCGGUUGUUCAUUUUUGCCCACAAGGGAGAAAGAGCUAUGUUUUAUGAAGGGAUUGCUCACGUCAAUUUACGUCACAAUUACUAGCAAUCAGGGCAGUAUUAUACGCGUGGAUGCGAAUGGAUCAUCGAUACAUCAACCAAAGAAUGAUACUGAAACAAAAAGUGAAUUCGGCGAUGAUGGCUUGGGUUCAUUGAAACCAUUUGGAUAUUUUGAGUUGAACGGGCCCCUUAAGUAUACAACUGACCCGCUUACAAUUAAUCGAUCACUGGCAGAAUUUCUAACACAACCAUCCCCGGCACUCAUCUCGGUAGGAAUGAACAUACUGGAUCAUGUGCUCAGGCUUCCAGUAUCUUUUAAGAAUACUAAUACAGAUGAAAAGUCGAAGUCGGGUGAAUUGGACAGAGGCUCGAUGAUUUUUUUCGAAAGUUUGUUAAGUGCAUUGUGCGGUCGAUGCGUAUCUUCGGAUUGGAGUGAACGGUGCGGUUUAUACAAAGGGAUAAUUCUGAUGGUUGAAGUUCUUGGGCAAUCUUGGGCAAAGAAAUACGAGAUAGAAAUUAUGAAUGUAGCUUUAUAUUCAGUGAAGAGUGUACCGGCAGAGAUGUCCAUCGCAGGGGUAAAGAGCUUUGAGUUUUUGGUUAAACUCUGCUCUACUCUCUACGGCAAGCCAUACAUAAACGAAAAUCAAGACGAUAAGAUACCAUUUAUUGUUGACAUGCUCUCUCUUCUGAGAAGAAGAGAUGAGAAGGCCACGGAGCCUCGAACUAGUAUCACAACUCCGUGCGAUGAUGUCUUGCAGAUACUCAUAAAUGAAAUGGCCUCAACAAUUCCAUUGAUGCGGUAAGUAUUUUCCGUUGGUUUAUACUGUCUAAACUCAAUUUUUUUGUUUUCUAAUUCUGUUUGUGGUUAUGAACUGCUAGUUUUGCUGCCCGAUUUGUUUUUGAGCAAUAUUUCCUGAAUGCGAAGACAGCAGCUGAUGCAAAAUCUGUACUAGGGAAGCACAUAACUCUUAUUCGAAGGGUUUUAUUUUCUCGGUCUCUACGUCUACUUCCACUGCAAGAGCAAGUAGGUGCCGUGGAAGCACUUAACGUGCUUGUUGAUCAGGUGCCACAUUUAAUUCCAUUGGAGGAUCAACCUCUUCUGGCGUUUCUGUCGGAACUUUUAAAAAUGUCAUCGGUGGCUGAUGGUGAAAUGACCGACAACAAUCUGAUUGGUAGUGUUGUGGACAAAAACGGUUUUGUUUUACCUGGUGCAGAUCAGAGAUAUCGCGCUAAAAAUAAUGACAUGAAUGAUACUCAUCCAUCCCUACGCCCAUCAUCCCUUUUUCUUAGAAGGGAUUGCAUUCUUUCAACUGAUUGUCACAAGAUACUCAUCGGGGAGGAGCUACCGCAUGGGGUACAACUUCGUGUCUCCUCUAUUCAAUUGCUUCGAUCAAUAAUUCGUGGCCAUCCAGACAAUUUUUUCAAUGCGGAGUCUUCGACACCAGUUGGUAAGUCAGCAAACAGUGAAGAGAACAACAAUGAAGGACAAAAUUGGGAUAAUGAAGUGAAUCUAAUAUCUAUCUUUCUUUCACGCAGGAAAUAUUCGACCACAUAUUAUAAGCCUAUUAUUUCGAUCACUUGUGUCCCAACCAGUCCAGGCAGUAAUUGCUUCUCAUGAUGCGUUAAGAGAUGUAUUGAGGCUAAGCGUCGUGACUACAGACGGCCCCGAAGGCUCAAGGUCCAAAUCCCGUCUCAGAAAAGAGCUACUUCAGACUUGUAUACGACCUGUCCUUUUGAAUCUAAGAGACUAUACCCGCCUGUCGACAUGCCUGCUCAGAGGUCUGUCGCAGCUGCUUUCACUGCUCUCUUCGUGGUUCAACAAGACCCUAGGCGAAAAAUUGAUCGAUCACUUACAAAAAUGGACUAAUCCAAGUGUAAUAAGAUCGCAUAAAAUAUGGAAAGAAGGCGAAGAACCGGAUGUCGCAGCUGCUAUCGUUGGUCUUUUUGCACUUCUUCCCCACGCUUCAAAUUUUGUUGACCCUAUUGUGAAGUUAACAUUAAAACUUGAAGCGUGUCUUCCGGCAUACAAGUCGCGCCAUGUUCGUUCACCUUACAGAAAGCAGCUUGCCCUAUAUCUGAACAAAUACAGUCAAUAUACAGCAAACUUUUUCCUGCCGCGUCUGAAAACGCCUCUUUACACCGAACUGUUUCAGGAUAUCGUCAAUUUUCAGGGCUCUUCGCAACUCCGGCAAUACCUUAGCGCCAAGUGCUCUGAUUCGAUCCUGAACGUUUCAUUUAAAUGCCCUCUAGCAAUCAUUCGCUCCGAGAAAGCGUCGGUCACCAGUGCCUCUCCAACUAAAUCCCUAAAAAGCGAUACGUCUUUGUCCCUUUACGGUAUCCAUUCUUAUUCUACGCUGCAACAACAAGAGGCAAUGCGAGAUCUCGCUAUGAAAAAGAAGACAUUUCAGUACCUACAUCAAGAGUAUACGAAGGCGAGAACAGCCGCAAGUGCCAAAAAUGCACCACCAGAAGCCAAGGUAGCCUUCGAAGAGACAACAAAGAAACUCAAGACCGCCAAGGUUUCGCUUGAAAGAGUAACACGAGAAGUGACUGAGAUUGAGAAACGACGUAAAGCUGAAAAAGAACAGAUGGGUCAAGAAUCUCCUUCUAGUGAUCUUAAAGGUGCAACCCCGAUGACAAUCGAUUCUCUAGAACUACAAUUUCAAGGUUUUAAUCUGAUUGAAACACUUGUGAAAUACGAUCAUAGCUAUUUGAAGCACCACAACGAUGUUCUGCGAGCAUUGAGAUGGCUGUGGAGAAGCAAAGGCAGGUAUCUGAGAAUGCAGCACGAAGAAUCGAUAUGCCCAAGGUAUCAAGGAGAAUCGAAGGCCUUGGCAUCAUUCCUUCUAAGCUAUUACAAAGAUUCUCCGAAUGAUGUGGACCUUCUUUUCGAGCUCAUUCGCAUCUUUUUACAGCCUACAAGUGGGGACUUCUCAUUUGUGAGAUCAUUUUUGCAAGAGAUUUCGUCAGGACUUGGAGAAGUACAAAAGGAUCAAAUUAUGCAGCGCUUUUUCUCUCUAAUGGCAGGAGAGAGUACAGAAGAAAUAAAACUGCUGUCUCUGCAACUUGUGGUCCACCCGAUGCUGCAUUCCUCCUUUCACGCAAAAGAUGAAGCGAAUAAUAAAACUUCAGGAUUCAAUGAAGAUGGAUCAUCGGGAGAUCGUGUGAUAUCAGAGAAAAACGUAGAUACAUGCCCAGAAGGUCGAGAGUCUAUUCGCUUCCUCAAUCCAUCUAUUGUUCAAAAGUUUGUUUCGGAUGUGCUAUUUCACAAUGGGAGUGUCAAUCCUUGCGGAGAACGACUUAAAGUAGGCAUAUUGCAGAUUUGUGAUCUCUUUCUCGAAUUCAUUCCAAAUAUGAUUGGUGAACGAAGGAUUGACUUACUAAAUUUCUGCCUGUCACUUCUGAAAAGUGACGAUCCCUCCUGCAAGAAUUGGUCGUAUCUUGUUCUUUGUCGAUACAUCAGUGUUAUUGAUACUCAGCAGAGCGUUAUUCUUCAGGUGUAUUAUGCUCUCUUGCGUGCUCAUCAACACGAAGGGAAAGAUCUGGUGAAAGCAGGACUUAACCUCUUAGUGUCUGCGUUACCGAAAAGACUGGACAGUGCAGCUUUCAAAAGUGCAAUCGACAAAACAUAUAGAGUGAUGUUCGAGGAAGGAAACUCUGUUCCUCAGCUUUCUCAUGUCUGGUACAUUGUUGUAAAUAACCCUGACAUCUUCGUGCAUAGACGUUGUCAGCUUGUACGCUACAUGAUCAAUUCGCUGAACCGUCUUGGACUACCACCGAAUAGUUCAUCAGAAAAUCGAGUUCUAGCGAUAUCUAUAAUCGAGCUUGUUUUGGUUUGGGAUGAAGAACAGAAGACGAAAGCAUGUAAUCAUGUGGAACAGUCUCCCAAUGCAAUGGAUAUUGAUCUAGUUAUCUCUUCUGAAAAGUCCAGUCAUUCUCAAGUGCAGUCAUUGAAUGUGAAAAAACAGACAAAUUAUAGCGCUUCUGACGAUUCAAUGCUCAAUUUGGACAAAUCAAUGGUUGAGACGAUUUUGAACUUUCUCAUCCGACUGAAACUUGUUCUUGCAGAUCCUAAAGUUGAUACCUCUUCAGCUUGUAUUGGUCCGAAACUCGAUGUUUUACUUCGAAGAGCUACUCGUCGAUGGAACGGUUCUGAUAUCCGACCAGCAUACUUUGAAAAGGUUGUUUCGAUGUGUAAAGAGGAUGACGAAUAUUUCACUCAAGACAAUAAGACAAAGGGCAAAGCGAAAGCUGCAAAGGACCCUGACAAGUCGAAUUCCAAACCAUCGAAACCUGAUGACACAAAGAAAUCAGUUACUGGUUUGUCUGAUAUUUUGACUGCGUGUCUUGAAAUAUUCUUGAUGCUUGCGGAAGAAGACCCGUACAACUUCUUUUUGAUUGAAAACCCAGAUCAGUUAAAAUGCAUUUUGAGUACAUGCUUCAGAUACUCGAGGACUCCAACAGAAAUUCGAAUUCGAGAAAAACUUGAAACGUUCCUUGUCGCCUUCUUGUCUCUUGGGUCUCGCAUGGAUCAAAGAAUUGUACAACCAAUUACAGUGUGGAUUGAAAAACUACUUACUGAAGCGGACAUUGAAUACCGCAAAAACCAUGGCCAGGUUAAUGAAACUCCACGUCAGGCUAGAUUCCGCCAUACAACGUACACAGAGGAGCUGCGUCCAGAAGACUGCGCUGUCUUGUUCGGCCUCGGGAUCAUCAAAAAGGUUGGAAGUGUUUCCCCAUCUUUUCCGAAAACUUUCACCACCUCUUUGAUUUCGCUCUUGAGCACUAUCGUUAAGAAACACACUCACCAAGCAGCUGCAAAACAGAAACAAAACGGCGUUGCUUAUAAUGCACAGACUGGGACGAUGAGCAUUCGUGAGAUGUACUCGACCCCUAUUGCUGGUAUUCUUCAACAAGUCUUCCCAGAAAACGUUCGGUCACCUGUUGCCGGCAUCGCGAGGAGUUCUCAAGGGAGACAACACGAUCUCUCUAAGGAUUUAAAAGAUUUCGAUUGCAUGCUUCAGGCUGCGGUUAUCAUUUUGGAGAUUUUGGGUAAUAGUGACGCAGCGUAUUUGUUUUCAAAUAACAGGAAGAUACUAUUAAAUCUUCUGCAGUCCAUCUUUUACAUGAGCAACAAUGUGCGGCUUCUCCUUUCUGCUAUCCGGGUGGUAGGAAAAUGGCUGGUUGCAGGAAGAUCGGGGCCACUUACGACGAAGGAGCGGAACAGCUUUUUUUGGAAAAUCUCCUCCUUUGAUUUCAAUGGUCUUUCCGAUCCAAUCUCCCAGCCUCUCUCCGAUCUUGUUUGUCAUUAUAUGAGUGUUUUGCUAACUAAGUCUGAUACUUUUUCAGAAAAUGGAAAGGACGAUAAUGGAGGCAUGAUUACGAGUCGUUCAAUUACAGCUUGUUUGAUGACAGCUGAUGACAGUGCCAGGCAACGUAUGCUAUCUUUUUUCCAACGAUCACGAUGCCAAACAGGAGAAAAGGCGCGUCGACCUACAGAUAUACUUUGGCAGCUCUUCCAUAGUGAUUUCGAAGGAUUAGGAGGAAGGCAUUGGGUGGUGGUGUUUGUAGAGAUGUUAUUGGAAUGUGUUGUUCCACUGUGCGAAAUCAAAAAUGUCGCUCCAGCAGGAUGCGAUUUCAGGGUGAAAAGAAGGUUGCCUAAUCCUGUCACGGGAUCUGAGUCCUCCAACCUCGAUGUUGGUCUCUCAGUUGUGUCCACGUAUGAAGCAUUUCGGAGCUCAAUGAAAAGAGAAUGCUCGAAUCUAGGGAAAGAUGCAGGGUAUUUCCUUGGUGCAUUGCGCCGUUUGGCUCAUGGAGAUAGUUUUAUGUGUCAAUCUCUGAUGCAGACGCUACUACCAGCAUCUUGGAGGGAUAGUCACGAAGGCUCAGUCAAAUAUCGCCUUGUGUCUGCAAUGGAGUCUUUUUUGUCACGCCCUUUCCACUCGCAAACUUUCAAAAAAGAGACAAGCGAAACUCUGCUCCCCUCAAAUGCCAUCAAAUCAUUUCUUUCGAGCCUUGUCAACAUGAACCCUUUGCCAACAAUUGAUGUUGAUUUACUGGUCACGUUAGCUCAAAGCCACAACUCGUGGUAUGAGGUUUUGUCCAUACUGGAAAAUCAGCAUUUGGUUCUAUCCCCUUCGAAUCUAUCUGAAUCCGGAUCAACCAGAUGUGAUAAAAUACUUCUUGCUAUAAGACACUGUUACCGGCAACUCGGGGAAAACAGUAUUUGGUCAACAUUGGCGCUGAAGUCAUGUGCUCUCCCAGGAACAAGCUAUGCUACAUCGCUUGAGAUUUAUGGAAAAGUAGACAAGGCACUAGAGGCCUAUUCCGGCCUCAUUGAUUUGGUUGAAUCUGAAGGGUCUGCGAAUGCUACAUAUUUCGAAAUGGAUUAUUGGGAAGAAAGAUGGGUCAACCUUCAGCAACAAGAGCAACAACUCGAGGUUGUAUCUGAAUAUGCAACACAAUCUAAGAACGAAGAAGUGAUGCUUGAAUGUGCUUGGCGAGAGAGAGAUUGGGAUAGUGUACGGGCUCUGUGUUCUGCUCCCCGUAUCGUUGCAGCUGUCGAAUCAGGGGAUCCUGCGAUGAAAAUAUGCGAAACGUUAUCAGCUGUGGCCGAUGGAAAGUUGGGGGACGUAGAAAAUCUCCACGCUCAAAGUUCUCAACUAGCUUUAUAUAAAUGGCAAAAUCUUCCUACCUUUUCUGGGGGGAGUUGUGCACAUGCGAAGCUGUUGCAUUAUUUCCAUCGAUUGGUUGAAAUAAGAGAAUCAGGUCAAAUAAUGGUCGAAACAAACAACCACUCUACUGGGAAAACGCUUCCCGAUUUGAAGAACCUUCUGAAGUACGUGUUAGAAUAUGAUUGCUUCGGUAUUUUUCGUUUUAACUGUUUCUUUCAAUACAAAACUAACAUAUUUUUAGCGCAUGGAGACAUCGGCUUCCAAACGACGAAGAAGAGCUAACGGUUUGGGAUGAAAUAUUUACCUGGCGUGCACACAUGUUCAACGCCAUCACUUCAAACUUUCAUUGGAGUGAACCGAGUACUCUGGCUACGCUUCAUGAUCGCCCUUGGACUGGUAAGUUCUUCAAAAAUGGAACUCAUUUUGAACGAACGACGCGUAGCUUCUCUGUGAUCUUCUAACAUGAUUUAUGCUGUUCCUAAUUCAAUUCGUCUUAAAGCUAUUCGAAUGUCAACAGUGGCUAGAAAGCACGGUAUGCAGCAGGUAAGGUCAUUUGCAAUCGAUUCAUUAAGUGGAUUCAAACUGAAGAUAUGGAUCUCAAUUCUCACAUUUCGGUUGACCAAAAUUUAGGCUGCUUUUCUCUUACUGAAUCGAAUUACAGAUAGUAGAGCGAUGGAUGUUUCCGAUGUUUACCUGAAACUCCGGGAGCAAAUCCUACUGUAUAAUAAUCCCAGGAGUGAGCUUGAGAGAACUGGUGGGUUGAAUCUCAUUAACACAACUAACCUUUCAUAUUUCGAUUCACUACAGAAGAGCGAACUUUUUAGGUUAAAAGCUAUCUUUUUGGCAUCUCUACGCCGAACAUCAAAAUCUAACCAAGCCUACUGCCAUUCAGUGCAGAUCUGUCCAAGCCAUACGAAGUCAUGGAUUAGUUGGGGUGGGCUUUGUUCUUCCUUAGGUACGAUGACAGAGAAACAAGCUGAGCAAGCGCGUUCUAGUGGAGCCGACAAUGCUCGUGAUUCCAGAACUGAUUCAACAAAGAAAGUGGCCCAAUACCUGGCUCAGGCAAUGGGUUGUUUUAUCGAAGCAAUUCAAAUUGAUCCAAACGAAAAAUCUCGAAUUCAUCUUCCAAGGUGUCUCUGGAUGUUAACCAAAGAUGGUUCUUCGCCUGGCGUUUUAUGUCAAACACUCGAGAAUAGAGGAACAAAACUUCCACCUUGGGUGUGGCUCCCAUGGAUGCCUCAGUUGCUCACUGGGCUCUGCCGAUUAGAAGGGAGAACGAUAAGGGUUUUGCUUUCUCGUGUCAUCAAAGCUUAUCCACAAGCAGCUUAUUACUCUCUCCGAGCCUUUUAUCUAGAAAGGAGAGAUGUUGAACGAGCGAAAGGGGGAAAUGUUGCUCCUGGACAACACAUGGCUUCUGUCGCUUAUGCCGAAGAAAUGAUGAGCACUCUUCGCCGAUCUCAUGCAUCCUUGUGGAGCUCUUUAGAGGCAAUUCUCGAAGAGCUGAUUGUCAAAUUUCGACCAUCUUACGAAGAAGAACUGUUGGCAACAAUUUCUGCUCUUUUAGAGCGAGCUGAAUCUCACGCCGAAAAGCAGUCUCUACCAGAUGAAAAGCGUGCAGAGGACGAGGAAGCAAUGGUAGCAUCUUGGUCGAAAACUUUAAGUCGAAUUGCUGCAAAAUUCUUCCGAGAGACCGAUUCGACCAGUUCAUCAAGUAGACGCGACGAAAGGGUGAAAAAGACUGCAGAUUUCAAACGGAAAUAUAAGGCAGACUUUGAACUAGACUUUAAGGUCACCACACCUGACAGAAAACAGGGAGCUACAACUAAGGCUUCGAAAGCGCAGUUUCGUCUUGCAGAAUAUAUCACGAAGCUUCAAAUCUGGAAGGAGAGGUUGGAGAUCCAGGUUGCUCGAACACCGAGCUAUCUACCAUUAAUUGAAUCGUCUCAUUCAUUAGCGAUAUUCCAUGGGAGUUUUCCAAAUCUAUGGCCCGGAUCCUGUGAUACUCGUUACUCUUAUGGAAAUGACCGAAGUUCGAAAGAGGAUAGCCAGAGCAGUAGGACACCAUCGUCAACUUCAUCAUCGGCUGCAACUGCACGGAAAGCAUCACUUGGCGCUGCCCUAAUGGCAGCAAAUGCAGCUGCACGGGAAGGCGUUGGAGGCGAAUACGGUGGCGGCUCUGCAGCGAUUGAAAUUCCGGGGCAGUAUUGUCCGAACACUUCGAUGUCUACUGAUAUCAAGCCAUGUCCAGAAUUGCACGCAAAAUUAAUCAAAUUCGAACCUCAUGUUGAAGUUUUGCGUCGCAAUGACCAGCUGGUACGACGGUGCGGUAUGAUUGGUAGUGAUGGGCGCACUUAUAAAUUUCUGCUUCAGUUUGCUAUUCCUUACUGGACAAGAACCGAUGAGCGGGCUGCCCAGAUAUCGUACGUUAUUGAGAAGUUUUUGCGUCAGAAUAUCGUAUCCGCAAGGAACUAUAUCAAUAUACAGCCAACUGCAGCUAUACCUGUAGCACAGCGUUUACGAAUGACCCCAGACCCCGACUGUCGAAUUGCACUUGAUGAAGUGUGGCGAACUUCCAAAUACGAGACGAACGAGAAGAAAUCAAUUGCUAAUUUCUUUUCGAAAGAAUUGACCAAAAAACUGAAAGAAGCAAUUUCCCAUGAUUCGUCUGGGGAAAGCAAGCGCAACAUCGAGAAAGAAGUGCGAUUGAAGGUUUACAAUGAGAUCUGCAAGUCAAAGGUAGACGAUCGAAUUCUGCUCCGUUAUCUAAUGAAGAUUUUGGACAGUCAAGAACUGUUCUUUUUGCUGCGUCGCUCGUUUGCUGUGCAAUUGGCGGCGAAUUCCUUGCUUCAGUAUGUUUUUUCUGUAGCUGAACGCACGCCUCAACGCUUUGUCUUUCUUCAGAGCAAUGGCAAAAUAUUAUCACCCGACUUCCGUAUCUCAUAUUCAAAUCAAGGAUUUAUUGAAGGCUUCAACCAGGUUCCUUUCCGUAUGACUCCAAAUAUUCAAAGAGUUCUUGGUGAACAUUAUAUCCAGGGUAUCUUCGUUCGAUCAAUGGCAAUGAUAGCUGGUGCGGUUAAAGAACACAAGGAUGAAUUCGACCCAAUCCUACGCCUGUUGAUGAGAGAUGAUAUAUUGGCUUGGUACAGUAAAUCGCUUGCAAAAACAGACUCCAAGACUCAGGAACUUGAGAGGCAGUUAAUCGAAAGAGUUUCCAAAAACGUACACACUUUACAAUCUCGCUUCUCGGAGUGUUCUCCUAAAGGAGGUGAUGAAACAUACGGGGACAGCAACAAAACAGCUCCUCUGGAUCAUCGAGUGAAUGAACUGGUUCAGGCAGCGACCGAUCCAGAAAAACUCUGCAUGACUCGAAUAGGUUAUCAGGGGUGGCUCUAGAUUAUCAUGUUAAAUAAGCUUAUGCUUGACUGUGGGCUCUGCUGUUACCUCUCAAAAAUUAGUAUCUCUUCAAAUUUUUUUUUGGUCUCAAGACUUCAUGAAAGUAUGUAGGCCCUGCGUUUGCCAGCUAUCUGCUUCACCAGAGGACAACAAUAUUCUACAUGAAUCUCAAACUUCAACUGAAUAUAUCUCAGCAAGUACACUAGCUGUGUUUGUAUAGAAUAAUAGUCCCCUCUUUGGUGAGGAAGAUUUGCAUUCAGGAAUAGCCAGCACA
This is a messenger RNA of Pseudo-nitzschia multistriata, 14825 nucleotides long. The record is from the annotation of a GenBank genome assembly. Lineage: Eukaryota; Bacillariophyta; Bacillariophyceae; Bacillariales; Bacillariaceae.